AUGGCCUCAUUUUUGCGUAAUUGUUGGCCUUGCCCGUUGGCUGAUUCAAUAGAUUUUGUUUUCAGAUGGAAGUUGGGGGACAAACUUGCUCUGGAACUUUAUCAAGCAUUUCUUAGAGAACCAGCAGAACGCAAUUUAUACGCUGACAGAUAUCAUAUAUUUUUUCCUUGGAUGAUUGAAGUAAUUGAUGAUAAAAAAAAUAGAGGACGAAAUGAAUGGGUAGCCGUUUUAGUCAAAUUAAUUGAAUUGGAUUUAAAUAAAUUAUUGCCUAACUUUAUGAGAGGAAAAUUGCACAGUGAAAUAGGAAAUCUUUUUAAUUAUGCUUGUAAAAAUAGAAAUUUUGAUGUUGCGGAAAAAGUUUGGGAUUAUUGUAAAAUUACUGGACUGUCGCAUAGAUUUAGUGUCAAUUCUUUAUUUUUAUUUACACUUUAUCAUUGGACGAAUGGAAGAAGAAUGACAGCAAAAACAAUUGCGAGUGUUUUACAAUCAAGAAUUAGAUUUCUUCGAGAUGUUUCUAAUAAUAAAUUUAGCGAAGGUUGAUUAAUUCAAAAAAAAUAAAAAUUGUUUUUUAGAUAAAACAAUGGAAGAAAUGAAGGACUGGAAGAAUAUUCGUGAUCGCUUUUUAGAAAUUAAUAGAAGUUACAAGGAUAUUAUGGAAAAUCCACAAACGAAAGAAAGAACGAGGAAGGUAUGUAGUCGAGUUUUGAAUGGAUUUGUAAAUGAUUUUAUAGACGACAAAAGUAGAAAGUGAAUUAAAAAUUGUUAUUG
This is a messenger RNA of Meloidogyne enterolobii, 768 nucleotides long. Lineage: Eukaryota; Metazoa; Nematoda; Chromadorea; Rhabditida; Meloidogynidae. The record is from the annotation of a GenBank genome assembly.